AUGAUAGAAUUGCAUGUGGUACUGCUGGAAAACAUGCUGGUCUUUCUGACGAAGCACAGCGAUGGUAACAAAUUGCAAUUGAAGACGCUGGAACCAUCAAAAGAGACGAAAUGGUCGCCAAUAAUGCCGCUGGCUCCCUUGAUCGCAAAGGAGAAGGCAAACGACAAACGGGCAUUCUUUCUCGUAUUCAACAGUCAGUAUGGUGCUCAGAUAUACGAGCUUGUCGCAGCCACGGCAACUGAGAGAAAGACGUGGUUCAAAUUAAUAUCCGAUCAAAUCGAAAACGACAAGAAGCAUCAAACCCAAGGAAUAGAGCACUGCAAUUUCGAAGUUGGCACUAGUUCAUCAUUGGAUUCAGAUGGCUUAGCCAAGGUCCAUGUGCUGACACACCCUCGACUGGUUCAUGCGUCAGAAAUUACGGUACAACAACCUACAGUACUGGAACAUGCACAACCAGUGCUCACUCCCACGGAACGAUUACGGCGGAGCGAUGACGUCAUCUUUCAAGCUCUGCUCACCAAGCAAACAAUUCUGGCACAAUUUUUACCUGGCGACAAGAAGGGCAGAACGGAAGAGCUGGAGAAGCUGACGGAGUUGCUAGGCGGUCUAGCUGUUGCAGAUUUGAAGCAGCGUGACUGCAAAGAGCUAGCUAUGUCGGCUAUAGUCCAUGGAAAUAGAUUGCUCGACAGUAUAAACCAAGGCAUGAAUGCACGCAAGGAAGCUGACGAAGCGAAUCCUGGCGCUUCGCUGCUCGUUCUGGAUGACGUCGAGAAGAAUUUGCCUUCUGUGCCUUGCUACAAGCUGACUGCCAUUGCUGCACCCUUGAUGAACCACUUGAAAGCCUUGAUGCAAGUGAUACAAGAUCAGCAGACGGAAUUGAAUACAGUAAAGCAACAGCUGUAUCAUUACAAAGAAUUGGCUGAGUGCGGCUCAAGGGAUCGAUCAGUAAGCGAGGAAACGUUAACUGAAUGUGCAACGGAUCAGCAGGAACGAAAGCUAAUGACGAAACGUCAACGAACGCCAUCUAUACAACCAGUCACAUGA
Ostertagia ostertagi is the source of this 1044-nucleotide messenger RNA. The record is from the annotation of a GenBank genome assembly. Lineage: Eukaryota; Metazoa; Nematoda; Chromadorea; Rhabditida; Trichostrongylidae.